CAACAAAAAAAAAAAUAACAAAGAGAGAGCAAGCUUUGAUGACGAGAAAGAAAGCAAAGCUUGCUUUCAUUACCAACGAUGCAUCGAGGAAAGCAACUUUCAAGAAAAGAAAGAAAGGGUUGCUGAAGAAAGUGAAUGAGCUCUCCACUUUGUGUGGUAUCAAUGCAUGUGCCAUCAUCUACAGUCCGUACGAUUCCAACCCCGAAGUGUGGCCAUCAAACUCCGGUGUCCAGAGGAUAGUCUCAGAGUUCAGGACGCUUCCUGAAAUGGACCAACAAAAGAAGAUGGUGGACCAAGAAGCCUUCCUCAGACAAAGGAUUGCGAAAGCGUCCAAUAAUUUCAGGAGGGUAAGAAAAGAUAACCGGGAGCUAGAGAUGACCGAAGUCAUGAUCCAGUGUUUGAAAGGAAACAUGGGAAGUUUUCAUAUGAAUAUCACGGAUCUUAAUGAUUUAGGUUAUUUGAUUGAUCAAUAUCUCAAAGAUGAUCGCAGGUUGCUUGAGAUUAUACAAGCUACUCUAGCAUGGAGAUCGGCGAGUCUUCCAAUGCUGCAGGUGCGGUCGGGACGACUACUUUUGAAAGGACUGGAUCAAUGGAGAUCAUGCCGUCUACAACCCCACCAACCACCACAACUAAUGAUCAGGCGGGUUCUUCCUCUUCACCAUUGGCAGCUUUUCUAAACCCUCUUCAACAACAACACCAACAAUUUCGUUAUCCGUCAUCUCCACAUGUUGGACUCUAUGAGCAGCCUCCAAGUUUUAAUUUAAACCUAAAUCAGAACUAUAAUCAGAACCAACAACAAUGGUUUAUGGGGAUGACGCACCACCAGCCUGAACCAUUGAACUAUGCAGAUGCUGAUCAGCAAAGGGGUUUUCUAUUGAUGGAUGAUAACCACCAACCCCAACACCAGCAUGAUCAACAGAUCCUUGGUGAUUCGUCCACUGUUUCAACCGUCGCUACUACAAGCAGCACGAUCCCCGUUACCAAUCCAAGUCCUACCAAUAAUACAUGGUUUCGUUAGUAUUUCCUUUCUAUGUGGUCUUAUUAGACUUUAAGAGUGGCUGAGUGUAUUUCAAGUUCUAGUAAGCAAAACAAAUAAUUAUCUUCAAAUGUUCUUUUUAUUAUCGUUUUAUUAUAUUUUGUGAUGACUAUGGGUUUUCACUUUUCAGUGUUAUUGGACUUGUGAUAUCCUCGUUUUUAUUUUUUGAUAAAGAUUUCGUGAUAUUCGUUUUUA
Molecule: messenger RNA, 1231 nt
Organism: Camelina sativa (false flax)
Lineage: Eukaryota; Viridiplantae; Streptophyta; Magnoliopsida; Brassicales; Brassicaceae
Source: RefSeq, a predicted model, not a curated record